This is a messenger RNA of Aspergillus alliaceus, 2135 nucleotides long. Its product is annotated as Zn(II)2Cys6 transcription factor. Bases 54 to 2003 code for a protein of 649 amino acids. The transcript has 3 exons. Gene Ontology annotation, cellular component: nucleus. Gene Ontology annotation, biological process: positive regulation of transcription by RNA polymerase II. NCBI's taxonomy places the organism in Eukaryota, Fungi, Ascomycota, Eurotiomycetes, Eurotiales, Aspergillaceae. Gene Ontology annotation, molecular function: DNA-binding transcription factor activity, RNA polymerase II-specific; zinc ion binding; transcription cis-regulatory region binding. The record is from RefSeq and is a predicted model, not a curated record.
GGGAAUUUGAUCAUCCCUUUCUUCAUCCUCUCCCACAAAAUGCCAAUGGAAGAAUGGCUCUCCCCGUACCCCCACUGCCCCCAUCCUCCCCACGGAGUCGGCCACUGUCAGUGCAAACACCUUGCACCAAUUGCCGAUCCAAGCAUCUGCGAUGUACAUAUAACGCCGACCGAUGUGAGCCUUGUAAACGAUAUGGAUGGACAUGCGUCCGCCGUAACUCAGCAAAGAAACCGAUUCAAUUUUGCCCGGGGAGCCGGGCAAAGUACGACCAAGCCUUUUCUCCAGACCAAGUCUGGGUAAAGCUGGGCCGCAGGUCGGCCCGGCUGAGAUUUGUCGACGAAACCGCAGACGUCAUCGCGGGUUAUGAUGCAGCGAGUGAUACUGAGAACGAGUUCAACGACGACGAGUUGUCAUUCCGGACUGCCGCUGCGGGGGGAGUUGAAUCGGGUAUUGGCCGAUUCCAUGACUUGGACUCGGAUAUCUCCACCAGAAAUGACACUCAACGCCAACCCCAAAUGGCUGUGACAACGGCGUCGGCAAUGACUACGUGCGGAAGCUCGGCCACUGCCACUCUAAAUCGAAACCCAGGCGUAGUCCCGGUAGACGGCCCUAAACAAAAUGAUAAACCCGUCAACCUUAUUGGAAAUACUGACAUCCGCCUGCAAGCCAUUCUCCUGCGAUACUUUGCCGAGGUCAUUGGCCCUCGAUUUGAUUUAUGCGACAACGAACGCCACUUCAGUCGCCUAGUUCCGCAACGGGCACGCUCCUCGCCAACCCUGCUGAAUGCUAUCUUGACCACCUCAGCCCGCCAUCUCACUCGCUUACAGAGGUAUCGCAACUCCGCUGGUGUAGUGGAGUGGCAAGGCCAUCUAUUGCACAAUCUAAGCGAAGAGUCAGCCGUCUACUACCACAACGAAUGUAUCAAAGACCUCCUCCGCCUUAGCAUGGACCCUGAACAGAUCCAUAACGAAGCUCUUCUGGCAGCAGCAAUCAUCCUCCGCACAGACGAAGAAAUGGACGGCCCGCUUCAUGAGGGCGAGGAGGAUACCGAAGUCUUCUUGGGCAUGUUGAACAUGUUUAUCAAUGCACAGGUGCCUCCAGUCGCAACAUUGCGACACAGGUCCCCUCCCACCUACCCAUCACAGGAAGAGGUCUAUGGCCACGGUGUCCAACUGGUCCAUGCACCUCAAACCUUAAAUUCCCCGUCUCAGACCAUAUCCUCCCCUUCUCCGCAGACGAACAUCCUCUGGCCAAACACAAUUCCCCGAGUCCCUAGUCCGGAUGGUCUUCGGCAGGCCGCUUUUUGGGUCGCCUUACGCCAAGAACUCUUGACCUCAUUCAUGAAACAACGCCCCCUCAACUUCCCUAUGAACCACUGCGAUGCAUUCCGCAAUCUAACCCCCGCCGAGGAUGUAAUCUGGGCAGACAGACUAGUGAUUUUCUGUGCAGACCUUCUCGAAUACUGCUACGGAAGCAGUUAUAUCCACAACGCAGAUCAAUCGUCGUAUCACCGCCAUGACCCCUCUCGCUGGCAUGAGCUGCGUAAUUAUGAACGUGCUUUGACCCUGGCGCUACCCAAGUCUUUCGAGCCAAUGUGCUAUCGUGAACCAGAUAAUGAGUCGGCACAAAUCUUCCCCGAGAUCUGGCACCUUGAGAGCUGUCAUGUGACGGGGACGACACAUUUGGAACUUGCGCGCAUUCUCCUUGUUGCUUUUGAUCAAAGUCGACCUAGCUUAGGUCCAGGAUCGGUCGCCAGCCGGAGAAAGAUGGCAGACACGCUGAAAGCGAUUGUUCGACGACUGUGUGGAAUUGCUUUGUGUAAUCGUCAAUCUCCAUCGACUUUUAUUGAGGCUUUGAUGGGGAUCACCUUGUGUGGGGAGUACUUUGAUGAUCGCAGAGAACAGGAAGCUCUGUUGGGAGUUUUAAGGACGAUGCAUCAGGAGCAUGCUUUUCCGACGGGAAAGAUAGAGAAGAUGUUGCUGGAAGCGUGGGGGUCGGCUUGAGUACGGAAUUUGUUGAGACAUGGCCGACUAGGCCUGCAAGGUAGGCUGCUAGAUGGUAGUUUAAGUGAGCUUGCUAUCAUGCCUGCGGCUUGCCCGGGUUUGCGCCGGCUCUGGGAUCACUGAAUAUCCCCA